Messenger RNA from Rana temporaria (common frog), 2025 nucleotides. Its product is annotated as S100P-binding protein-like. The transcript has 8 exons. The record is from RefSeq and is a predicted model, not a curated record. Bases 1 to 1953 code for a protein of 650 amino acids. NCBI's taxonomy places the organism in Eukaryota, Metazoa, Chordata, Amphibia, Anura, Ranidae. Gene Ontology annotation, molecular function: calcium-dependent protein binding. Gene Ontology annotation, cellular component: cytosol; nucleus.
AUGAUCAUGAGAAAAGUGAGGAAUGGGCCCAGAAAUACAUGGAAGGAGCUUAUGAAUGAUCUCAAGAAGACUGCAAGAAAGAAAGCAAAAGCGGAGUUGCAAGUCCAGGAACUAAAAGGAAUCCUGCAUGGAGUUCACAGUGUAGGAUAUUUUUGUUGUGCAGUAAUUUCAGGUGCAGAAAGACCUAAGAAAAGUACCAAUGAAAGCAGUGAUUUGACUGUAGGCACAGUGAUCUCUGAGAAACAAGUUGUGCUAUACCCAUCAACUCGGGAAGAGCCCGUUCCUAGAACGAUGGAAGAUAUAAAGAUCAGUAUUGUCAACGAUCAAGCAACUGGUUUGAAGCGAAAACGAGAAGUUACAGCUGUAACCCCUUGCUCUAAGAAACUUCGCAGUGUUGUCUUUCGUUGCAGUACACCGCAGUCUGCAUCCUUCCCUUCGUGGCGCUCUCCUACCUCCAAAUGUAAAGGUGUCAGACAGAGUCAUGUAAGUACCGCAUCUCAUACACUGGAGCUAAAUGCUGACUUCAGCGAUGAGUGGGAUGAUUCUUUGCUGGAACCUUCAGAUAAUGAAGAUGACUCUCCAUUAUAUUUGACAGUGGAUGAGAUUGACUCCUUACUUGAAGAUGACUCCUGCUUUGCAUGUGAAACUUCUGGAUUGGAUAAAUGCAAUGCUACAUGUAUUCUUACUCCAGAAUCAGAAGAUAAAGAAAAAUUGUGUGCUUUACAAUGUAGUCAGUUAGAUGGUCCUAAUAUUUUGACCGAAGCAACCCUAUUGGAGGAAGACCUAAAUAACUAUGCCGCAAUGGCUCCAUCACCCUGUCAUUCAAUCCUACAUUCUGUAGAGGUUCAGGUGUCAAAACAGAAAAUUAACAUUGUUGGCAAUGUGAAAUCUUCUGAUUCUGUACAAGAAACAAAUGGAUUGUGUACUUCAGCAGUGCCUAUAUUAAAUAAUGCAGAAACACUUACUCAGCUUGCCAGUGAUGGCUCAGCCAACCUUCCUGUGCAAUCACCCAACUCUCUGUAUACUAUGGAUGUUGUAGUGGAAUGGAAGGAUGACCCUGAGCUGUGUUUUGAUGGUGACAUUGACAAUCUCUUAGCAACCAGUCCCAGAAGUGGGUUGUCAUCUGAAGAAGAGACAGCUGCUGAACCUUCUAUACAGUGCACAGAACAAGGCAAAUCUGCAGUAUCUGAUUCAGCAAGCGCUAUCAAGCAUUUGAAUGCUGUCACUGUUAAUCAAACAGCCAAUAAUGCUGAUUCUGAUAGUGCAGAUAUUGUUCAGCAACUCUCUCCAUCCACUUUUAACCUAUUAGAUGCACUCAAGGUCCAUUGUCCACCUUCCACUGUACCUAAGCCUCCAAAAGAUUCUGAGUCGCCAUCAACUUCUACAAUGGUCAUCUCUGAAACCCAGUCAAAUACUGAUGCUGUUGAAGAUGUGAAACCCAGCACGUCUACAGAAAGUGAUGCCCAGUCCACUGUAGGUCUAACUGAACAGACUGAAAUUUCAAGUGCCGCACAGACAUCCAGCAGCCAGCAAACGAUCACAAAUUCCUCUACAACUGUCAAACAAAGGUCAUGUGUUGCAGUUACACCAUUGCCAAAACCAGCACGCAGGUCAUUUAAUUUUUCUAAUUGUGAUCUGGCACGUGAUCAAGAUAAUUACUGUAAACAGGUUUUAAUGCAUUUCGAGGGUCCGGAGGGAGCAAAAAAUUUAGAAGAUCCCUUUCAUGAGCUGGCGUCAUUAUUGAACAGAAUCAGCAAACAGAAUCAGGACUGGCAGGAUCCCUCCAAUUUUUCUAGAAGGAAUCACCCUAGGCGUGGAAGUAAGUCAUCUAAACGCUACACUUUAAAUAAAUGGGUGGAAAAGAAUGGUGGAGCUGUACAGCGGUUUAUGGACGUGCCAGCUACAUUCCAGCGAAGCCCGCUUCCUGAUGUUCUGCCCUUUCAAUUUUCCUGAAUGUGAUUAAAGCGGGGGUUCACCCCAAAUUUUUUUUUUUAACAUUACAUUCAGCUGAGUUGUCAGAAUGAC